Alternaria atra is the source of this 951-nucleotide messenger RNA. RefSeq lists its product as uncharacterized. The coding region runs from base 1 to 951 and encodes 316 amino acids. Gene Ontology annotation, biological process: protein peptidyl-prolyl isomerization; protein folding. The transcript is spliced from 7 exons. Gene Ontology annotation, cellular component: fungal-type vacuole; endoplasmic reticulum. Gene Ontology annotation, molecular function: peptidyl-prolyl cis-trans isomerase activity. The record is from RefSeq and is a predicted model, not a curated record. NCBI's taxonomy places the organism in Eukaryota, Fungi, Ascomycota, Dothideomycetes, Pleosporales, Pleosporaceae.
AUGGCUACUAUCCAGAGAGCUGUCAUCUCGCUCCUCUUGAUCCUUUCGAUCACCUUUGUCUUCUUUGCUCAGAGCACAGAGGCUGCCAAGGGACCGAAGAUCACCCACAAGGUGUACUUCGACAUCACCCACGGCGAUGAAGAGCUAGGCCGCAUCACCAUCGGUCUUUACGGCAAGACCGUCCCCAAGACCGCCGAGAACUUCCGCGCUCUGGCCACUGGCGAGAAGGGUUUCGGGUACGAGGGCUCUACUUUCCACCGCGUUAUCAACAACUUCAUGAUCCAGGGUGGUGAUUUCACAAAGGGUGACGGAACUGGCGGAAAGAGCAUUUAUGGCGCCAAGUUCCCUGAUGAGAACUUCAAGCUCAAGCACACCCGCAAGGGUCUCCUCAGCAUGGCCAAUAGUGGAAAGGACACCAACGGGAGUCAGUUCUUCAUCACCACCGUCGUCACCAGCUGGCUCGAUGGCCGCCACGUCGUUUUCGGAGAGGUCCUCGAGGGCUACGAGGUCGUGGAGAAGAUUGAGAAUGUAAAGAAGGGACCUGGAGAUAAGCCGGUUGAGACUGUCAAGAUCGCCAAGAGUGGCGAGUUCGAGUAUGCAUUCUUUGCUAUUGAGUCGAUCCCUCAGGUUGGAGAGCUGCUGAUAGUUGUACCAUUUCUUCAAGAUUUAUACGGACUUGCUGAACCCGCCAUUCCUGGCGACGAACUCGAUAUCACGGCAACUCCGUCCAAGGAUGACGUCGUCAACAUUGCUGAAGUAUCCCAGGCCUCUGCCACCAAGCCCAAGCUUCCUGGUAUGGCUGCUGUUACUGGUUCCGCUGAUGGUCUGUCCAUGGGCCAAAAGCUUUUCUUUAUCGGGGCUGUCGUCGCGGUCUGCGUGCUGUUCUUGAAGUCGCGAAACGGUGGGCAAGGUAACAUUAUGGGUGGGCUUAAGGAGAAAAGCAUGGCCUAG